Artibeus jamaicensis (Jamaican fruit-eating bat) is the source of this 4113-nucleotide messenger RNA. It is a transcript of the gene CCR8, whose product is annotated as C-C motif chemokine receptor 8. The record is from RefSeq and is a predicted model, not a curated record. Gene Ontology annotation, molecular function: C-C chemokine receptor activity. Gene Ontology annotation, biological process: positive regulation of cytosolic calcium ion concentration; G protein-coupled receptor signaling pathway; chemotaxis. NCBI's taxonomy places the organism in Eukaryota, Metazoa, Chordata, Mammalia, Chiroptera, Phyllostomidae. Bases 327 to 1541 code for a protein of 404 amino acids. Gene Ontology annotation, cellular component: membrane. The transcript is spliced from 4 exons.
UGCGAAGCGGGGGAUCAUGCAGCUUAGGAAGUUGGAAGGCAAGAUGUAGCAGCCAUGCAGAGCUCUCUCUUGGCAAUUUGGAAGAAUGCAGGAGAGGUGCUGUAGGAAGGAAAGGGGGGAAGGGACGUGUAUCAGCGACACGGCUGAUGGUGCUGGGAACCAAGGGAGGCCUGACAGCCAAGCACGGACUACUGGGGAGAACCGGGGGCUGCCUGAGCCACGGACUCUUUCUUUUCCUGAGAUACGGCACCCAGCCAGGGACUGAACCUGCAAUCCACGCAUGUGCCCUGACCGGGAAUUGAAACAGCGACCUUUUGCUGUACGGGAUGAUGCCCAACCAGCUGAGCCAAACUGGUCGGGGAUGUAACACCUCCAGAGGAGGUGUUAUUAUAUAUGCAGGUCACGGUGCAGACUCAGAGAAGAAAUCAGCAACGAAGGUUCAAAUUAAGGUGCCUGUGCGAUCGGGUCCUCCCACCUUGAUGGAUUAUACACUUGAGCCCAAUGUGACAGUAACCGACUACUACUAUCCGGAUGGCCUCUCGAGCCCCUGUGAUUCGGAAAUUACCCAGACAGACAGCAGGCUGCUCCUUGCCGUCUUCUACUGCCUCCUGUUUGUAUUUGGCCUUCUUGGGAACAGCCUGGUCAUCCUGGUCCUUGUCAUCUGCAAGAAGCUGAAGAGCAUCACAGACAUAUACCUCUUGAACUUGGCGCUGUCGGACCUGCUUUUUGUCUUCUCCUUCCCCUUUCAGACUCACUAUCACCUCUACCAGUGGGUAUUUGGCACUGUCAUGUGCAAGGUGGUCUCUGGCUUUUAUUACAUUGGCUUCUUCAGCAGCAUGUUUUUUAUCACCCUCAUGAGUGUGGACAGGUACCUGGCGAUUGUCCACGCCGUGUAUGCCAUGAGGGUGAGGACAACCAAGAUCGGCACGGCCCUGACCCUGGCGGCGUGGCUGACCGCUGGCAUGGCCACAAGCCCACUGGUGGUAUUUUACCAAGUGUCCUCUGAAGAUGGCGUCUUACAGUGUUACUCGUUUUACAAUCAACAGACUUUAAAGUGGAAGCUCUUCACCCACUUUGAAAUGAACAUCUUAGGCCUGUUGAUCCCAUUCACCAUCCUCCUGUUCUGCUACAUUAGCAUCCUGCACCAGCUGAAGAAUUGCCAAAACCAGAACAAGGCCAAGGCUAUCAAGCUGGUGCUCAUUGUGGUCAUUGCAUCUCUACUCUUCUGGGUCCCCUUCAACGUAGUCCUCUUCCUCACUUCCCUGCACGACCUGCACAUCUUGGAUGAAUGUGUCAUGUACCAGCGGCUGACGUAUGCCACCCACAUCACAGAAAUCAUCUCCUUCACUCACUGCUGUGUCAACCCCAUUAUCUAUGCCUUCAUAGGGGAGAAAUUCAAGAAACACCUCUCGGAAAUAUUUCAGAAAAGUUGCAACCACAUCUUUCUCUACUUGAGGAGACCAAUUCCCAAGAAAUACAGGGAGAAGUCAUUCUCUUCUCAGCAGUCCUUCCGCUCCUCCAGCACGGACUACAUUUUGUGAGCACACACCCUCCAGAGGGGCCGCUGCUUUGGCCGCCAGGCUUCUUCCAAAGACAGAUGAGGUGUGUGCUGAGGUCUUAGUAAGCCUUCACUCUUAGAAACAUGGUUCCGGAUAUAAGAUAUAUUUCAUAUCAUAUACAGUCCUACUACUGCAAGUCAAUCUUCUCAACUUUCAGAGACUUUGUGGAAGUAGUGAAUAUAUUACACCAUUAAGCAUAAUGUUUGUUUUUUUCCCCCUAGUUUUCUGAGUGUCUUUAUCAUAUAUGAAUGUAAAUUUUAUCCAGCGCUUUUUUCCUUAUCUCUUGAAGUGAUCUUAUAGUCUUCUCCAUUAUUCUGUUAAUUUGGUGAGCCACAUUGGUUGAUUCUUAGCUUAAACCAACCUGUAUUUUCCCUGAGGGACAAAUGAGCUCUUGGUGUGAUCAUUUGAAAAAAAAAUCACUGAAUUCUCUAUGAUUUUUGUACUUAUGUUGACAAGAUAUUGUCCUGAAAUUUCUUCCUCUUACAAUGCCAUGAUUAGGUUUGGCCUCCAAAAAUGUGUUGGGAAGUAUUCCCUUUUCUGUGAUUCUCUGAAAGAGUUUUUAUAAAAAAUUAAUAUUAUUUCUUCCUUAAAUGUUUGGAGAAAAUCAUUAGUGAAUCCAUCUGGGGGUUCUCUGUGGAAGAUUUCAAACUAUGCGUUCAGUUUCUUCAGCAGGUAGAUGAUUUGUAUUUUCUGUCUUUGCUUGUCUCACUCUUUGAAAGUUGUUAGUUUUAAGAAAUUUUCCCACUUUAUCUAAAUUGUCAAAUGUAUUAGUCUCCAAUUCUUCCUAAUGUCCUUGCAUAGUCUGUUUUAAUGCAGGAGGAUCUGAAGUAAUGUCCCUUUUUUCCUGAUUUUGGUCAUUUGUGUUUUCUCUCUCUUUUUCUGGAUCAGUUUUAGGGGGGUUAUUAAUUUUAUCCAUCCUUUCAAAGAACCAGCUUUUGGCUUUGUUGAGUUUUGGGGUUUUUUUUUGUCUUUUCAUUUAUUUCUGCUCUUAUCUUUACCUUAUCUGUUUUCUGUGGGUUUCAUUUACUCUUUUAUUCUGGCUUCUUGAAUCUUAGAUUACUGAUUGUCAACAACAAACAGAUAAAAACCCUCUUCAACAGGGCCUAAAAAUCCUUGGAGAGCCAGCCCCAUCCAUCUUCCUCACUCUUCCUCCCCCUACUGUACCCUCCCGGCCUCUCUGGCUGCCUUUGAACCCUGGACAUUGGUCUCUGUUAUGUACUCAAAUGGUUCUCCUCUCGAUUUUUACAUAUGUUUCUCUUUUUUCCCUGCCCUCUAGUUAUCUGAGUGUUAAAGACUUUCACUUUUCUUAUCCACAUCUUGUAGCUUUAUUUUAUGUUUUAUACAUAUAUUCAAUGUGUUCCCAAUUUCGACUCUGAUAUUGUUUCACUCUGGAACAGUGAAGCUCUUGGUCAACACUCGCUGAGCUGAAAUGAUGUGGGCAGGAGGGAUAUGGGGCCAGGGGCAGAGGGGCUUUUACAUUUUUAGACACUUACUCUGAACUGGACACUUAACCACUAUUUUCUCUCUCUCUUUUUUUUUUAAGAGAGGGGAAGGGAAGGAGAGAAAGGGAGAGCUACAUCAAUCAAUUGCCUCUCACACAUACCCUAACUGAGGAUCAAACCUGCAACCUAGGCAUGGGCUCUGGCUGGGAAUCAAACCUGUGACAUUUCGGUUUACAGGACAUCAUUCCAACCAACUGAGCCACAGCGGGCAGGGCCAAAAAGGCAUUCAGAUGAUUACUGUUAACCCAUGAGGCUGCCAAACUGGUAUUCCAGAGCGUGACAUCUCAAAGCUGUGGGAGUUCUGCCCUGUCGUUUCCUGCAUCAGCCAGUUAAGUCCCCGGUCUUCUCACACGUGCCCCAUGCUCCUUGGCUGGGCUGAUGCCGAGGAGCAUGGGGCACGUGUGGCCUGGGGCAGGCCGACGUCUGGAAGACAAGCCUGUGAGCCCAGCCAGCACCCUGGAAGGGGCCACCAUGCCAGACACAGAGGGAUGGGCCAGCUCUGUGGUUGGCGUGUGACUUGGGGAGGAGUCUCCUCCACCUGCUGCCAGGCUGCUGCCCGCCAGCAUUUCUCUCUCUGAUCCAGUGAAGACCAUUUGGAAGAGCUGACACUUGUCAAGUGAAACGUACCGCUGGGUCUUGAACCAUGCCGGGCCUUUCUGAGCAGACAUCGCAAGGGGCGCCUGGGAAAGCCCUGCCCUGGGUGCCGCCUCUCCAGUCACAAGCAGGCCUAAACUCAGCUCUCUGAGUGUCUAGGAGGUCAUCUGAGGAUAAGGAUGGUGACGAUGGUGACAGUCACCGUGCCUGCUUCACAGAACUGCCUGAUGUCUAAUCUGUAAUCUGCAAACUGCUUUGUACACGCAGAGGUCGAAUAGUAUCACCCUAAUCCGAAUGCACAGUGUACGGCCCUGCCAGCUGGGUAAUUCCCAGCGACUUUAUUUUUCUUAAGCUACAAGAUUAGUUUGUUGUGUUAUGUUUUCACAACAGGAUGAAGAAAGUAAAAUGUCUUGUUGAAGUUUUACUGGGAAAAUCGUUUGGGGGCAUGUAUGAUAACA